This is a messenger RNA of Aquila chrysaetos chrysaetos, 1105 nucleotides long. It is a transcript of the gene PPP1R14D, whose product is annotated as protein phosphatase 1 regulatory inhibitor subunit 14D. NCBI's taxonomy places the organism in Eukaryota, Metazoa, Chordata, Aves, Accipitriformes, Accipitridae. Gene Ontology annotation, molecular function: protein serine/threonine phosphatase inhibitor activity. The transcript is spliced from 4 exons. Gene Ontology annotation, cellular component: cytoplasm. The record is from RefSeq and is a predicted model, not a curated record. Gene Ontology annotation, biological process: regulation of phosphorylation. The coding region runs from base 668 to 1048 and encodes 126 amino acids.
CCACUCUUGCAGAAUAGUGGAUGUAGCCACAUGACUCCAGACAAUUUCUCCUUAUCUGUGCUGGGUCCAGUGCUUUAGCUGGAAAAUGCCAAAUACACCAUUUCAAUGGGAGCUACACCCUGUAGCUGCAGGCAAAGUAGUUUACAAAGGCUCACGGAGCUUGAACACAGCAGGAUUCAAUGCAUUAUGUACGGAUCAGCCCUCUGGAAUUGCACAUGCACGUAAGUCACGCCUGUAGGAAAACAGUCAUUUAAAACCUCCUUCUUCCCUACCUCUUGGAGCUGACUUGAGUUAAAUAUUAACAAACUUGGUUCAUCAAUUCCCUGGUUCGCUUGGCUUCUUUUAACAACAGAUGUUAUUACAACAACUCCUCUGCCGGCCUGCCUCCCCGCUCCCGCCAGCGAGGCCGAUGGUGAAACCCAAGAAUCUGCCGCCGUAACUCUGCCUGCGGAGCCUGGCUGCGGCCCCGGCCGUCUGCUCUCCCCCACCUCUCUCCCUGGGACCACCAAUGCUGCCCGCCUUUGGCAUCUGCGAGUAGCUUGUGCUGUGAGCCACUGGUCGCUGCAGAGAGGCGUUGGUUAAAGGAGACGGAGAAAAGGAGCGAGGGAGCCCAGGGGAAGGUGGGUUCUUGCUGUCGGAGGAGGAGGAGGAGGAGGAAGCAGUGAGCAUGGCCAGCAACUCCAGUGCACUGCCCCGGGUGACCUUCCAGACGCCAGAGAAACCUGGGGAGGAAUCAUCACAUAGGAAACUGGGCAAGUUGACCAUCAAGUACAACCGCAAGGACCUACAGCGCUGGCUAGACCUGGAGGAAUGGAUCAACACCCAGCUGCAGGAGCUGUACCAAUGCCGGCUAAGAGAGGAAACAGAGGCAGCAGCUCCUGAACCACAAAUUGAUCUUGAAGAUCUCCUGGAGGUCCCUAAUGAAGAACAAAAAUUAAAACUACAGGAAAUCCUCCAUGAGUGCGCCAGCCCGACAGAGGACUUCAUUACGGAGUUGCUUAGUCGAUUAAAAGGUCUCCGGAGAGUCACCAAUCCUCAGAAGAAAUGACCUUGUCCACAUGGAGCACCCAGCUUUGGUCACAAGGAAACGUGUAUCUUCCCCACA